Chaetomium globosum CBS 148.51 is the source of this 1812-nucleotide messenger RNA. RefSeq lists its product as uncharacterized. Gene Ontology annotation, biological process: transmembrane transport; basic amino acid transport. The record is from RefSeq and is a predicted model, not a curated record. Bases 1 to 1812 code for a protein of 603 amino acids. Gene Ontology annotation, cellular component: fungal-type vacuole membrane. The transcript has 7 exons. NCBI's taxonomy places the organism in Eukaryota, Fungi, Ascomycota, Sordariomycetes, Sordariales, Chaetomiaceae. Gene Ontology annotation, molecular function: basic amino acid transmembrane transporter activity.
AUGUUUAGAAAGUUCUUGGUAGAAGCCGACCACCUCGAGGAACCCGGGCCACUGGAAAUGACCAAUGCCGAAGGAGAAGUAGCCAAACUCUGCCGCGAUGGGGACCAGGGACGGUUAGUCGCCCUGUCCACCCGAGACACCCUCGCCGGAGGCAUUGCCACCGCGGUAGUUUUGGCACAUCUCCCUGUUGAAGUCUCUCUCACGGCCAGGUGCGCGAGAAACAAGACCGAGGGAAGUAGCACAAAACCUAGUGUCGUGUCUGACGCGUGUGACUCCGCAGCUCUCUGGGCCAAUGUCUUCCUCUCCGGGUUCGACGGCACGAUCACCGCGUCGACGUAUGCCGCUAUUAGCUCCGACUUCAAUGCUGCCAACAACGCAGCUUGGUUGACGACGUCGUACUUGGUCACAAGCACAGCCUUCCAGCCCCUCUACGGCCGGUUUUCCGAUAUGUUUGGGCGGAGGAUAUGCUUCUUCGUCUCGACACUCGCUUUUAUGAUCGGAUGCUUCGGUUGUUCGAUUUCUCAGAGCAUGCUCGGGCUCGACAUAAUGCGGGCCGUGACGGGUUUCGGGGGCGGCGGACUAAUCACAAUGGCAACGGUGAUCAACUCGGACAUGAUCCCAUUGAAGCAGAGGGGUAUGUAUCAGGCCAUGCAAAACAUUCUCGUCGGCUUCGGUGCGGUUCUCGGUGCAUCCCUUGGGGGUGUGAUGGCCGAAAGUAUUGGGUGGCGGUGGUGUUUUCUGUUGCAGGUUCCAGUAUCCAUCAUAGCCCUUGUAGUGGGCUAUCUCGUGUUGCAGAAUCCUCCUUGUGUCAUCCCGGUGACGGAUCCCAAACACCCAUUUUUGUUUGUAAUGCGGCGCUUGGAUCUGCUUGGGGCUUUCGUCCUCGUCAUCGGGCUCGUGGCACAGCUCUUGGGCUUGAGCCUCGGUGGUAACGAUUUUCCCUGGAGUAGUCCGUUUGUGAUCAGCUCGCUGGGCGGGAGUGUCGUCCUCUUGGCCCUGUUCGUGAGAAUCGAGGCGACGACCAAAGCGAUACCCAUGAUCCCGCUGCGGAUGUUGCGGGGCUGGCAGCCCACCGCGGUUCAGCUGACCAACGUGUUCUCCGGUAUGGCUGCAUAUGCCUACAUGUUCAUGGUUCCCUUGUACUUCCAAGCGGUUCAGGGUGACUCGCCUUCCGAGGCUGGCUUGCGUUUAAUUGUCCCCGCUCUCGCAACGCCAGUUGGUGGCGUCAUCGCAGGCUCACUGAUGCACCGCGGUUAUCCUCUGGCUCUGAACGUUCGUCUCGGUACGGCGACAAUGCUACUCGGGAACCUUCUGGCAAUGACGCUCGGGAUGACGGGGAAUCGGUGGAAGGAGUUUUUGUUUCUGGUGCCUGCAAAUCUGGGGCUCGGCCUGACGAAUCCCAGCGUGUUGUUCAGCUUUGUUUCCAUCUUCGAGCACCGAGAGCAAGCCGUCGCUACUUCCACAGUUUAUUUGAUCCGGUCCAUGGGCACCAUCUACGGCGUCACCGUGACGGCGGCAAUCGUCCAGAAUGUCUUACUGGCGAGGUUGCCUGAGGCCCUCGGGGAUGCGGCGACAGAAGAGCUCAUCGAGAAGCUACGCCAGUCGCUCUUUGCGGUCAGCGAGCUCUCCCCUGCUUUGGAGGGGGCAGUUCGUGCGUUGUACUGUGAUGCAUUGCGAAUGGCAUUCUCGGCGUCGAGUGCUUUCGCCUUUCUCGCUUUCGUGUUCUCAUUGGCGCAUCGGACAGGGUCGCUGCAGAGAGGGAGCCAGGCAGAGGCAAGCGUCGAUGACGAAACCGAUGGGAAAGAUACUUGA